Messenger RNA from Knipowitschia caucasica, 1170 nucleotides. The record is from the annotation of a GenBank genome assembly. NCBI's taxonomy places the organism in Eukaryota, Metazoa, Chordata, Actinopteri, Gobiiformes, Gobiidae.
AUGGCCGAGGUUGUGGUGCGAGAUGGUGGUGAGCUGCAUCGGGUGGCAGUAGUGUCUCAGAAUGCUACUCUACUGCAGGAGAUUCCACUGUUCAGUCCUCCAGAGCCUCUCACCAACCUGCUUCUGUAUCAGGGCCGUGUGUUGGUGGGCGGCUCGCGGUCCCUUGCUCUGGUCCCGGCUCAGGGCUGCUCUCUCUUCCACAGCUGUCAGGUUUGUGCCCGGGCACGUGGCCUGGGCUGUGAAUGGAUCUCCUCCCAGAGCAGCUGUAUGUCCACCAGAGACCUGCCCCAAGCUGGAGACAUGGUUGACCAAGCCCUCCGCAGGUGUGACGCCCAAGAAGGCCGCUGCUCUCCGGCCCUAACAGACCUGCGCGUGGUCCUGGGCCUUCGUGUGCUCCUGCCCUGUCUGCAGCUCUCCCCCAGGCCCUGCUCCUGGGACCACCCCCCUCACCGCCUUACCCGCCAGCACCACUCUCACCUGGAGCUGACCGUAACCGAGGAGAGCCUGGGUACCUAUGUCUGUACCUGCCAGGAGGCAGGAAACGGAGUCUCAGAGACCACGCCCUGUCGCAGAGCGGCCUAUCACCUAACCCUCGAUGAGCCCACAGCCGGUGGGGCCGUCGCUCUGGGGGGCGGUCGGCAUGUCAUGGCCAUCUACAUCCUGGUGUUUGUGGGUGGGGCGCUGUGUGGAGGUCUGCUGCUGUUCCUGGCCACACGGGGCCCUCGCAAUACCAGCUCCAGGCAGCAGCAGCACCUGUCAGAGAAGGGUCGCGAGCUCCUUGGCUCCUCGGCCACGCCGCAGUCCCCUAGCAGCACCAGCCUGUUCUCCGAGGGAUUCCACCUCACUGAAAAACACAACGGCACCGCGCCUUCCACCACCACAACCACCACGCUGCUCAGUCACCACAGCAACGGCACGCACCACAUUACCAAUGGCAAUGGCAACGCCAUAUACGCACACUGCAACAGCAACGAUAGCAGGCUCCGGCUGGAUUCCGGUCCGUCCCCCACAGCUGAGACUGUUGACUCCAGGGAGAGCGGGGAGCGGGACGGGGCAAAACUAGAGGGCGCCAUUAUGGACGCGCUGACGGACGGGCUGGACAUGGAGCUAAGCAUGCCCAUGUUUAAACCUAACGCGCCCCUGGCCAAGUGUGAGGAGAGCUCCAUAUGA